This is a messenger RNA of Raphanus sativus (radish), 1266 nucleotides long. RefSeq lists its product as uncharacterized. Gene Ontology annotation, molecular function: RNA-DNA hybrid ribonuclease activity; nucleic acid binding. The record is from RefSeq and is a predicted model, not a curated record. Bases 1 to 1266 code for a protein of 421 amino acids. Lineage: Eukaryota; Viridiplantae; Streptophyta; Magnoliopsida; Brassicales; Brassicaceae. The transcript has a single exon.
AUGAAGAACCCGCUCAUUGAUCUUGAGAUGAAAGUUAGUGACCUUUUAGAUCAUGAGACGGGAGAUUGGAACAGAGAGGCUCUGGAUGAGAAUUUCUUCCCUGGAGACGUGGAAAUAAUCCUCAAAAAGAAACCGGUACCUUCUGUGGAAGACUUCUGGUGUUGGAAGCAUAACCGUAGCGGUGAAUACACAGUCAGAUCUGGGAACUGGCUAGCGUUGCAUUCAAUGUUGAAAGAGGAGUUUCAAGAAGCACAAAUGCAACCUUCAAUCAACUGUCUUAAAGACUCAGCAUGGCACACGUUGACUUCGCCCAAGAUCAAGAUGUUUUUGUGGCGAACCUUGUCACAAAUAAUUCCGGUGGCGAAUACUUUAAAGGCUCGUGGAAUGAAGGUGGAUCAACUAUGUCAACACUGUGGCCUUCAAGACGAAACACUAAACCACCUCUUGUUUACCUGUGACGUCGCUCGUCAGGUGUGGGCCCUCUCAAACUUCCCAUCUCCCAUGAAUGGCUUUCACCCUGAAUCGAUCUUUGUAAACUUCCAUUACCUAUUUCAAAUGAGUACGAAUAUUCGAGUUCCCAAGGAUAUCAGAUGUUGCUUCCCUUGGAUACUCUGGUUUCUUUGGAAAAACCGAAAUAAAUUGCUCUUUGAAGGAUCUGAGUUCAAGGCAGAAGACAUAGUUCAUAAAGCUUAUGAUGAAGCUGCUGUGUGGUUUGAAGCUCAAAAACUUGAUAGGGAAGGAGAAAAAUGUGAUAAUGAGCCAGUAUCCUCUGCUCUCCGACGGUGGAGCAAACCUCCUCGUCAUUGGGUGAAGUGUAACUAUGGAUACGUGUGGAACAAACCGGCAAAAAUGCUAGGAGCGGCCUGGAUUGUUCGUGACCACCACGGUGAUACUAUUUUACACAGUCGCAGGUCCUUCGCUGAUGUGAAUAGUAAACAGGAGGCUCAGUUGGUUGCUCUCCGCUGGUCGCUUGACUCCUUAGCUGCUCAUCGCCUUGAUAGAAUCAUCAUAGCAGGAGAGGACGCUACUCUUUUAAAGGUUAUUGGACGUCCAAAAGCUUGGCCUUCCUUUACUUCAGAGUUCAUAACCCUUAGAAGCUGUUUAAACCAUUUUACUUCCUGGAAGUCGAAGGUGGAAUCCAGAUUUGCUAACAGAUGCGCCUUUUCCAUUGCCAAAAGCGCACAUCAACUUCAGUGGGGUCAAUCUUAUGUCGCCCGUGGAUGUCCGCAGUGGUUGUCUAGUUUGUUUUUGGAUGACAAAGGCUAG